GGGGGCGUGGCCUAGCGUCGCGUGACAGGCAAUUCACAGCGUUCUAGCACCUGCAGGUCCGACGUGGUCUCGCGCUGCACCGCUCCAGAUGUCAGUGAUGUAAUGGCAACGGAUGGUGGUUGUUAGUGUAUGAGUCGGCACAGCCUUCUUCCCAGCGAGACGGAGGCAAACAAGGGACAAAUAGGAAUCUACAGGCUAGAGUGAAAGAUCACGUCACCCUGCUGGUUCAGAGAUACAGUGAUGGAGUCCACCCCAGGAGAAGGGAGUGGAAACACAGAAGAUGUGACAGGGAGGAAGAAGUCAAGGUUCAGGUUCCUCAAAGUGCGUCUUUUUGGCCGUCUGAAGAAAAAGGAGGCCGAGGGACGGAUGAAGCAGAGCCAGUCUACUGGCGAUGUUACGGCACAGGAGGGUGGGAGAGGCGAGGAUGACUCAGAGGAUGAUUGUCACUAUCCAGAGGGAGCAUUAAGCUCCAGGGCAUUGUCUCAUGACAGCAUCUUCCUGGCUGAUCCGGGUCAGUCCUCACAGCCAGCGAGGGUUCUCUCACAGGAGAAUGUUCAUAGUAAGAUUAAAGCUCUGCAGUUGAAGCUUCAGCAACAGAACAUGCGACUGGCUCCUCCAUUGUUGAUUCCUGGAAAGCGAAUGGAAGACUCUGGAACAACUUCAGAGGAUGAUGGCUUGCCUCGUAGUCCUCCUGAAAUGUCCUUCCAAGAGGUAGCCAUGCGAAGGGGAGCCUCUAAGUAUCCCGAAGCUAAAAGCCAGCUCAGCUUGUUAAGUUUAGGGGGAACGGGCAGUGAAGAGGAAGAGCAGGGUGGUUUCUCACAGCCCUCAUCAAGACCACUUUCUCCAGUUCCCUAUCUUUCCAUAACAGAAUCCCCCUCUCCUGGUGUGGAUUUCACAAGCCCCGCCCAGUAUGUCCCCAUCUUAGACAAUUCAGCCGCUCGUCAUCGCAUGUCCAUCAAGCCCAGGAAUCAGCGAGCUAGCACCAAAGGAAAAAAACCACCUAAUCUGUAUCGUCCACGGUCCAGCAGCAUGAACAGCGUGGAUGAGACACUUUCAGAGAAAGAAGAGACACGGCAAAAUGUCACACCUACGCACCAUUACUCCUACACCUCUGAAGAAUCAACCCAAGCUGAAGAACCUUUAGAAGAAUCAGAGAAAGUGACACUGUUGACCGCCAGUCCAAGGAGUCCUUUAAUCAAAAAUACAGAGCCGAUCCAACAUGAGGACAAAACCAACACAGUUUCCUCCGAUGAGAUCACAGUCCUGCAUGCUUCAAACCACACCGGAGAACCUCUGGCAAAAGAACCUUCAAAUGAUAUUAAUAAAAUUAAUAUUAAUGAAGACCAAGCUUCUUUAAUACCUCUGUCCAUUUGUUCAUUGGAUACAGCAAGUGAUUAUAAUGUUAGAAAAGAAAGAACUGAUAGCAGCUUUGCAGCAAGCAGCAUAGAUCAAAUGGAGUCACCGAAAUCACCCAAAGAUUUGGAUGUUUCUAAACCACUAGAAACUAUAACUAGGCUUCAUCCUGUUCCUGUUCCUGCACCACGCACCAAAACGCCAACCUUAUCAAACUUAAAUAAAGUUCCUCCUAAAGUAUCUGGUUUGAAACCUGUUGAGGCUGAAAAGGACACACCAUCAUCUUCAGGCCUGGCAGAAUCACCAAUAGAAGAUGAUAAACCACUACGACCCAGUUCAUUCCGUUUUAGCAUCGCGUCCGCAAAAUAUCGCUCCAAGACCAGUGACGAGAACGUGGCUAAGCAGGAUGAAGAAAACUCUGGUUACACACAGAAGAGCCAAAGCUACAACCAGAACUUGGUAGUACAAAUGGAAAAAGUGGAAACCACAAAAUCCAAUGAGGCUUGCAGAAAUAUUCCCUCAGCUCCAGAUAAAAGAAACAGUUUGGGGAAGGACAUAGUAGUCCAGAAUGUCUCAAAGACAGGAGUAGUUGACAAUCCAGAAAAGUCUGAAGGAUGCACACAGAACACCGACUAUCUAAAAGCAGAGGAACCUGAGGACAGGAGAGGUCUUUUUGGGGUUAAGCUGCGAAGCACGUCUCUGUGUCUAAAGUAUCGGUCUGAACUGCCCAGGACAGAGGCUGAGAUGAAGCGACAUAGUCUGGAAGGAGAACUUGUUCUAGCAGUAAAGGAACCAGUUUCCAGUGACGUGGAAGCAAUCGGUAACGACAGGAAAGUUAACGUACAGCAGAGCUUGGAUAUACAACAAGAUCCGUCUUUAGAUAAAGGCAGUGAAGCAGACAGAAGACCUGAACCCGCAUGGAAGAGUCUUACUAGAGAAAAAGCUAGAGUCCAUCAGUCCUUCCGCAGUAAAUCACCUACGCAGCCAGCUUCUCCAACAUCUUUAUGUACACCUCCAUCCUCCUCCACUCAACAACUUUCUAAACCAGCCCUGCAGCCUAGACCACAGUUACCUUCCACCAGCAAACCCCAACCAGUUACUCAAUCAUCACAGCAAAUUCCACCCAAAACAGCUCCAAGGGCAAUGGAAAGAUGGACCAAUCAGAGAGAAGAGAAGAGUUCUGUGAGCCAGUCAGCACAGAGAGAUGAGUUAUUGGAUAAUAAGGGACAAUCAAAACCUGGAGCUAAAAGUAACACUCAAACAGAGCCUGAUCAGCAGCCUCCAUCAGACAGAGCUGAGCCGACAUGGAUGGAACUUGCCAAGAGAAAAUCUCUGGCCUGGAGCGACAAGACCUUAGAGUUUAUGAAUUUUUAAUGAUAGAAAUAGGUUCAAAAUACACAUUUGAUGGACACUUGACAGAAUACAUGUUGUUUUGUAAAUACAGACUGGUUAAAUAUCUAGAUCUAUUGAAAAUAAUUGAAAAAAACUUCGAUACACAACUUUAUAGACUGGAACAGUGAUACAAUUCUAUAAUGAAAUACUUUAAAUUCAUAUUAAUAUAUUAUUUGUAUAUGUGUUUUACCAAAUUCAUUCCUUUGCAGUAUGGAAUAAAACCAUAAAUUCAACUAGUUUCGAAAAUUGAAAAAUAUAUAUUUCAAAAUAUUCUUGUUUACUGAUGAGCAGAAACACAGCGUAUUGUUUUAUUACGGUUUCCUCUUAAUGCACGUCACCUUCCACAUUGUUCAAUGGAAAUUAGUUAAUUUAAUUCGUAUAAUUUAAUUUAUUAAUACCCAAUCUCUUAUGUCCUAUUCAUUGAUGAGCAUCAGUGUGGAAAGGAAUUUCAGCUGAGAUUGAGGCAAGUUGUGACACCAAGUCCCUGAGCUGCAACAUGCAACAUGUGGAAGCUAGUAUUGUUUCAGUGCUGUUGACAAAAUGGAAAUAAAGUGGCAUUUUUGCAUAAUUGUAAUAAAGCUUCACUCCAUUCAAAUUACUGAGCUGUGAAACAUCUGCACCUCCGAGUCGCGUAUAUAGCAAACAUGUUGAUAUUAAGCUCCAUAAGCUACACUAUAUUGCCAAAAUGUUUUGGGACACCCCUCCAAAUCAUCGAAUUCAGGGCUCCUCAGUUCCAGUGAAAGGAACUCUUAAUGCUUCAGCAUACCAAGACAUUUUGGACAAUUUCAUGCUCCCAACUUUGUGGGAACAGUUUGGGGACGACCCCUUCCUGUUCCAGCAUGACUACACCAGUGCACAAAGCAAGGUCCAUAAAGACAUGGAUGAGUGAGUUUGGUGUGGAGGAACAUUACAGAGGCCUGACAUCAAGCUGAUAGAACACCUUUGGGAUGAAUUAGAGUGGAGACUGUGAGCCAGGCCUUCUCAUCCAACAUCACAAAUGUGCUUCUAGAAGAAUGGUCAAAAACACACUCCUGAACCUUGUGGAAAGCCUUCCCAGAAGAUGCUGAAGCUGUUAUAGCUGCAAAGGGCGGGCCAACUCCAUAUUACAUUCAUGUGCAUGUAAAGGCAGACGUC
Messenger RNA from Hemibagrus wyckioides, 3879 nucleotides. It is a transcript of the gene cracdlb, whose product is annotated as cracd like b. The coding region runs from base 241 to 2727 and encodes 828 amino acids. The record is from RefSeq and is a predicted model, not a curated record. The transcript is spliced from 11 exons. Lineage: Eukaryota; Metazoa; Chordata; Actinopteri; Siluriformes; Bagridae.